CUGUUGUUAGUUGUGAGGAAGCUUGUAUACUAUCAUACUUACUUGGAUUAAUUCUAAUUGACUAUUAUAUUAGUAUUAUCUGAUAAUCAACUAUCAAUAUUCAAUUAAAAUGUCCGAUUCCGAUCACAUUCAGCAAUAUCCGUACAAUUUAAGUACUAUCGAAAAUGAGAAUUAUUGUGAUAUGCAGAUAAACAGCUACAACAACAACAACAUCAGUAGGAUGGCGUCGAGGGGAGGAGGAGGGGCGUCUUCGUCGGGAGGCGGGCGGGGUACGAAACGGCGGGGUGGAGGUGGAAGCCAGCAGCAAGACAUGGACUAUGACAACGGAUCUACAGAUGACUAUCGACAAAAGCGAGACAGGAAUAAUGCGGCGGUGAAGAGGAGUCGAGUGAAAUCGCGUCAGCGUACUCAAGAGACGAUGGACCGCGUGAAUCGGCUGAAAACUGAGAACGAUCAGCUGGAGGAGAAGAUCAAACUGCUCAGCAAGGAGUUGGGAUUCCUCAAGGAUCUAUUUUUGGCUCAUGCAGGAUCGUCACACAACGUUGACCUGAAAGAUAUCGACUUGGAGGCACUGCUCAACGACGAGUCGAUACCGUCUUUUGUCGACAGCCAAAACAGCAACGUCAGCAAACCGCAGUCCAGCGGUAGCAGCUCGAGACGAGAGUGACGUCACACCAAGCCCAAACGAUGACGUCAUAGAUACCGAAUUUCAGAUCGGAAUGAAGAGUUCGUCGUACACUUCGAUCAGAAAUGACUAGUGCAACAGCAUUUCGCUGCUGAACGUCGUGGAGACCGUGUAACAGCUACUCUUACCGCGAAAAUGUUUUCAGGAAUUUUUACAGUCCGUUUUCGUCCUGUUGGUUCUGUUUAUAAAGCAGACGACGUGUUCCUAAAAUUCUUUACCCACAACAAGAUCGUAUUCCUAGUGGAAACAGGCGCGUGUCGAUUUAAAUUGAAAUGUCUGCAAAAUAAACGCUGAGUCAUUGUUUAUAAAAUAAGCUUCAAACACAAACCCUCGAUGUUCACUUGACCACGACAUACCGUCUACUGAAAUUGCAUGAAUAGGUAGAUGUACAAAAUUCCCGCCUUUUCAAUGACAGUGGUGCCAACAUAACAAGUACUACAAAAUCGUCAGAUUGUUAUGCCGGUCUCUGUAUUUAUAACAAUUUAUGACAUUAUGAAGUGACUGUCACUAAAGAAAUAUAUGUGCGGGUUGCACAAAAGCCAGUUAAGGCUGUGCAAAGGCUGAAAAUAAACUUUCUACUGGUGAUAUU
Messenger RNA from Nilaparvata lugens (brown planthopper), 1274 nucleotides. RefSeq names its product CCAAT/enhancer-binding protein gamma (gene Irbp18). Gene Ontology annotation, biological process: DNA-templated transcription; regulation of transcription by RNA polymerase II. Gene Ontology annotation, molecular function: RNA polymerase II cis-regulatory region sequence-specific DNA binding; DNA-binding transcription factor activity, RNA polymerase II-specific. NCBI's taxonomy places the organism in Eukaryota, Metazoa, Arthropoda, Insecta, Hemiptera, Delphacidae. The coding region runs from base 110 to 667 and encodes 185 amino acids. The record is from RefSeq and is a predicted model, not a curated record. The transcript is spliced from 5 exons.